Messenger RNA from Sitodiplosis mosellana (orange wheat blossom midge), 648 nucleotides. RefSeq lists its product as uncharacterized. The transcript has a single exon. Bases 1 to 648 code for a protein of 215 amino acids. The record is from RefSeq and is a predicted model, not a curated record. NCBI's taxonomy places the organism in Eukaryota, Metazoa, Arthropoda, Insecta, Diptera, Cecidomyiidae. Gene Ontology annotation, molecular function: protein binding.
AUGAAUGCUUUGGAAAAUACUUUGACCAUCUUAGAAUUUUUGGUGCAUUUCAACGUAUCAGGCAAUCCAAUUAAAAAUGUGGACAAAAAAACAUUUGCGAAUAAUUUAAAACUUGAGACUUUGUCAUUGUCCAACUGCAGCUUAACAGAAAUUAAACCGGGCACAUUUUCGUCUUUAUCAAAAUUAACCAGACUGGAUUUAUCCUAUAAUCAAUUAAAAACAUUGGAUUUGAAUACGCUUCCGUUAGAUCUUCGAAACCUGAAAAUCGCCGGCAUCGACAGCAACAAAUUCAACUGCUCAUACCUUGAAAAGCUUUUUGAAUCAAUUACACCGCAACAUUUGGUCGCAAUUUCAAAUCGAAUUGGUCACAAUUGCACUUCGGCUAAUAACGAAGAAAUGAUUCGAAAUGAUUCAAGUGAAACCACAACUGCACGUUCUGAAAAUAACUUUAGUUUUGAUAUCGUCACAGAGAAGGCGGGAAGCGAUGAAAAAACGCAAACAAUGGAAACAGUGGAGGCUGUUGAGCACAAAACGGAGAAGAAACAUCCGAUUUCAAUGGACGCUGAACAAAACUAUCAGAUCAACGACAAGAUGCACAAUAGCAUAAUUUUAGUAAUCUACAGAAGAGAUGGAAUUGAUACGCCUUGA